AUGGAAGUGUCUUCCUCGCCUGCGCAGGGCCCGGCAGCGGCCAACGGCGUAGCGACGCCUUCGUUCCCGACCAUCGAGCCCGAACGCGUCGUCGAGCAUCUGGCUGCCGUCUGCCAGAUUGCCCUCGGGGCCACGCGGCAGGACCUCGAGCAGCCGGGUAGCUUGCUGCACAAGAGCCGUUACGGCGAGACCGCCUCGCGCUGUACCCGCUUCGCCAACGACGCCCAGAAUGUCCUCUACAUCCAAAAGGACGUUGCGCCCUCUUCCUCAGCCGUCGUCGAGAACGGCGCUGACUCGGCUGCGCCUUCGUCCUUCUCCUACACUCUCUCGACCGAAAUCGUCUCGUCGCCCACUACGGUGGCUUCUCUUGUCUUGCUCAAGACGCCGCAGCCUAUCGACCCGACUCGACCUCUUACAUCUCAGAUCUUCAUCACUAAUCUACCCGGCCCCGCGUCCCUGAAUGCUGCUGUUCACCAUGCCUUGGUCCCUUACUUUGAUGCCAACACGAGGAGUCAGCAGUUGGCCAACGGCACGAGGGGCCGGGCCGACGUCGAUGCCAAGACGGGCAUCCCCGUGACAAAGAAGAGGCUCAACGACCUGGAGCUCAGCCUGCUUCAUCUCCAGCAGAAUGUCGACAUCCCUGAAAUCUCCCUGACGUUCCACUCGAUUGUUCAAAACGCUCUCGACGACGCCGAGGCACACCACUCCAAGCCGUCGAUUGAUGUCAUCCCGGCCAACCUGCUGCAGGACAGCACUUUUCUCAACAGGCUGCAGGCCAACGUGAAUACGUGGAUCAAGUCCAUCCAGGGCAUCACCAAAAUGACAAAGGACCCUUCCUCCAAUGCCAACCAGGAGUUCAGCACGGCGAGCCAAGAGGUCAAUUUUUGGCUGUCCAUGGAGUUGGCGCUUGAGGGCAUCGAGGGGCAGCUGAGGAGCGAAGGUGUCCUUUUGACCCUCGAGAUCCUCAAGCAUGCCAAGCGGUUCCAAGCCACCGUCAGCUUCACCGCCGACACUGGUCUCAAGGAGGCCAUGGAAAAGGUGCAAAAGUACAAUCAGCUCAUGCGCGACUUUCCUUUGGAUGAACUGCUGUCUGCCACGUCGCUGCCCAAGGUCCAGGAGGCCAUCUCGCAGAUCUUUGGCCACCUGAACAAGAAGCUGCGGAUAUGCCCCUAUCCCAUCCGUCGGGCACUUCCUCUAGUGGAGGCCAUCUCAGCCGACUUGGACGACGUGCUUCACCGCCUGUUGCCCGGCACCGAGCUCGUGAACCUCGACUACAAACAGUUCCAGGCUCUCAUGCGCACCUGCGACGGCAUCUUCAGGACGUGGGAAGACAACCUCAAGGAGUUCACCAAUGUCGCCCGCGAAGUCACUCGCCGCAGAAACGAAAAGUUCAUCCCCAUCAAGAUCAACAAGAAGCACUCGGAACUCGAGUCGCGAAUCAAAUACGUCGGGACCUUUCGUGACAACCACGAACAGCUCCAGCGGACCAUUGUCAACGUGCUGGGACCCCGGGCCACCCUCUCGGGCGCGGCCGACGCCGCCGGCACCAAUGGCGCUGUCAUGGAAGAAAUGGGUGAUGUCGACGCCGUGGAAGAAGUGAAGCAGGCCUGGGAAUCGCUGCAGAACGUCGACCUCCUCGACGUCACUGACCAGGGCAAGGAGCGGUGGGUUCGAGCUGAGAACCUUUACAACGAACGCACCACGCGGGUGGAAAACUCCAUCAUUGCUCGACUGAGAGACCGCCUCGCCACGGCCAAGACUGCCAACGAAAUGUUUCGCGUCUUCUCCAAGUUCAACGCCCUGUUUGUGCGGCCCAAGAUCCGCGGCGCCAUCCAGGAGUACCAGAACCAGCUGAUGGACCACGUCAAGCAAGCCAUCAACGGCUUGCACGAGCGCUUCAAGCAGCAGUAUGGACACUCGGAGACACACGCCAUGGCCCAGCUCCGCGACCUGCCGCCCGUUUCCGGCGCCAUCAUCUGGGCGCGUCAGAUCGAGUUCCAGCUCGAUGGGUACAUGCGAAAGGUCGAAGCGGUGCUUGGCCCGGACUGGCAUCUGCACGCCGAGGGCCACAAGCUGCAGGAGGAGAGCGACCUUUUCAAGCACAAGCUCGACACCGCUCGCAUCUACGAGGCGUGGCUGUCUGAUGUGAGCCGGCGGAAAAUCUCCAUCGCCGGCCAGCUCUUUGACAUUGCUCGGGUGAGGUCUGCAGGCGGCAUCCUCGAGCUGGCAGUCAACUUUGACCCUCAGGUCAUCACCUUGUUCAAGGAGACUCGCAAUCUCAUGUGGCAGUCCUACUCCGUCCCCCACGCCGUGACGACCGUGUCCAAAGACGCCAAGCGGGUGUACCCCUACGCCGUCAGCCUGAUGGAGAGCGUCAGGACCUUGUCCCAAACCCUGCGGCAGGUCUCCGGCAUGGGUGAAGAGUCCGUCCUGCUCAACGGCUACCGCAACGAGGUGUACAGGUUGAUUGGCGAGGGCGUGCCCUUGCGAUGGGAGUCGUUUGUCAACUCGCACGAACUCUUCUAUGCCGACCAGAGGCAGGCCCGGCCGAUUUUGCCCGGCGGCACCGAGUUCAGCCUGUCCAAGAGCACGGAGAGCAAGCACGGCAUGUUCAUCCGAGGCUUUGCUGCCGCCGUCUCCGUGCUCCAGAGCAAGGCCAUGUCGUUGAUCCACAUCCACGCGACGGUGGAGCAGGCGCUCAAAGAGCUCAGCACCUGCCCCUACGAUGCCUCGGCGUUCCAGUCACGCCUCAACACCAUUCAGUCUGCCGUCGACCAGCUGAACCUUGAGCAAUACGUCAACCUCGACUUCUGGGUCCGGGAGCUGAACCAGAAAAUUCAGGCCAUCCUACUCGAGCGCCUGCACGGCGCGGUCCAGACUUGGAUUGCUGCCUUUGAAGACGACAUGCUGGAUGACGGGCGGCGCAAGAAGCCUGCUGAGGAGGAGAGCAAGCCUGACGGGCCGACGAUGAAGCGGCUGGUUCUUGAGCUGGCCAUGCGAAACCAGGUCAUCUACCUGGACCCUCCCCUGGAGUACGCAAGAGCGAGUUGGUUUCUGCACCUUCACGACUGGCUUGGCAUUGUCUGCAAUCUGCGCAAAAUCAAGGCUGCGAGAUAUCAGAUGAGCCUCAGCACGUCCGCCAACGACGAGCCGCGCUUCACUGAUCUGCCCACCGACUGUGCGAGCAUGCUUCGUCGGGUGUACGUGUCCGUGGAGAAGAAGCUGCAGGAAGUUAGCGCGUACGUCGACAAAUGGCUUCAGUUCCAGUCUCUCUGGGAUCUGCAGUCGGAGCAGGUAUACGACAUGCUUGGUGACCAUCUCCCGCGGUGGCUCGAGUGUCUGCAGGACAUUCGCAAGGUCCGCACCACAUUUGACACCCAAGAGGUCAGCCGCUCGUUUGGACACAUCACCGUCGAUUACGACCAGGUCCAGACCAAAGUCAAUGCCAAGUACGACCAGUGGCAGCAUGAGAUCUUGAUCAAGUUCGCCAGCCGACUGGGGAACCGCAUGCGAGAUGUUCAUGCCGAGAUCGAAAAGGCACGCAAGCACCUCGAGGGCCAGAGCUCUGACACGUCGUCGACGGCGCAGGCCGUCCAGUUCAUCACGGCUGUGCAGAGCUGCAAGCGCAACGUCAAGCUCUGGGCGCCAGAGAUUGACAUGUUUCGCCAGGGGCAGUCGACGCUCGUGCGGCAGCGCUAUCACUUCCCAAGCGAUUGGCUCCACAUCGAACAAAUUGACAGCCAGUGGGAGGCUCUCAAGGAAAUUCUCGAGAAGAAGUCGAGAAUCAUGGAAGAGCAGUCGGACGCUAUGCGAGCCAACAUAACCGCCCAGGACAAGCUGGUCAAUGAGCGAAUUGCAGUGACCAUUUCUCAAUGGAACGAAGAGAAGCCAGUGUCUGGAACCAUUCAACCCGAUGCUGCCUCGGCUACCUUGAACUCCUUUGAGACCCGCAUCGCCAGCCUUCAGGAUGAUUUUUUGCAGGUCGUCAAGGCCAAGGAGGCCCUGGACAUUCCCGCCUCCCAGGACAGCUCCUUGGAAGCGACGCUUGAAGAGGUCCGGGACUUUCAAUCCGUCUGGUCCAAUCUCUCGACCAUCUGGGCGAGCUUGAACGAGACGCGUGACGUAUUGUGGACCGCCGUUCAGCCGCGCAAGGUUCGAUCCAAGGUGGACGACCUCAUCAAGAGCACCAAGGAGAUGCCCAGCCGGAUGAGACAGUAUGCCGCCUUUGAGCACGUCCAGGGCAUUCUCCGUGGGUUCCUCAAGGUCAACCCCAUUCUGUCAGAUCUCAAGUCAGAUGCCAUCCGCGAGCGGCACUGGCACAAGAUUUACAAGCAAAUAAAGCCCCAGAAGCGCUUCUCCCCCAGCUCCAUGACGCUUGGCGAUGUAUGGGACCUCAACCUGGUUGCGACCGAGGCCAUUGUCAAGGAUAUCAUUGCUCAGGCACAAGGCGAAAUGGCCCUCGAGGAAUUCAUCAAGCAGGUCCGCGAGACGUGGCAGAACUAUGCUCUGGAAAUGGUCAACUAUCAGAACAAAUGUCGCCUCAUCCGCGGCUGGGACGAUCUGUUUGCCAAAUGCAGCGAAAACCUGAACUCGCUGCAAGCCAUGAAGCACUCUCCGUACUACAAGGAGUUUGAGGAAGAAGCCGUGGCAUGGGAGGACAAGCUGAACCGCGUCCACGUCCUGUUUGACGUAUGGAUCGACGUUCAGCGCCAGUGGGUCUAUCUUGAGGGCGUCUUCACCGGCAACGCGGACAUCAAGCACCUACUUCCCAUCGAGUCCGGCCGGUUCCAGAACAUCAACAGCGAGUUCUUGGCCGUCAUGAAAAAGGCCAACAAGACGCCAUACGUCCUGGACGUACUCAACAUUCCCAACGCGCAAAAGUCGCUUGAGCGCUUGGCAGAAAUGCUCAACAAGAUCCAGAAGGCCUUGGGCGAGUACUUGGAAAAGGAGAGGGUCUCUUUCCCCCGCUUCUAUUUUGUUGGCGACGAGGAUCUCCUGGAGAUGAUUGGCAACAGCAACGACACUCUGCGCAUUGCCAAGCACUUCAAAAAGAUGUUUGCUGGUCUGUGCGGCCUCGUGAUGGACGACGAGUCCGUCAUCUCCGGCUUCACCUCCAAGGAGGGCGAGGUUGUGACUCUGAAGAAGGAAAUUUCCCUUGCCAAGACGCCGAGAAUCAACGACUGGCUUGCGCUUCUUGAGGGAGGGAUGAAGGCCACGCUCGCGGAAUUGCUGGCCGAGGCUGUGGAUCGGUACACGCCCCUGUUCGAGUCUCAAGCGGUCGACGGCGACGCACUGAAGCAGUUCAUGGAGGAGUUUCCCAGCCAGAUUGUCGUCUUGGCCACCCAGGCAGUAUGGACGACGGCUGUGGACAAGUCGCUGGCCGCAGGUGGCCAGUCGUUGCAGACUUUGUUCGAGCGGGAGGUCGAGGUGCUGCGCGUCCUUGCAGACACCGUGUUGGGUGAUUUGGAAGUCAUUCUGCGGAAAAAGUGCGAGCAGAUGAUCACGGAAUGCGUACAUCAGCGCGAUGCCAUCGGGAAGCUCAUCGGCGCCGGCGCUGACUCUCCCAGUCACUACCUCUGGCUACUCCAAAUGCGAUACAUCUACUUGCCCGAGGGAAACUUCCUCGACCGCCUGCAAGUCCGAAUGGCCAAUGCCAAGCUCAACUACGGCUUCGAGUACCUGGGCGUUCCGGAACGUCUCGUCCGAACCCCUCUCACCGACCGGUGCUUCCUCACCCUCACGCAGGCCCUCUGCCAGCGCCUUGGAGGUUCACCCUAUGGACCGGCCGGAACCGGCAAAACGGAAUCGGUCAAGGCCCUGGGCGUUCAACUUGGCAGGUUCACUCUCGUCUUUUGCUGCGACGACACCUUCGACUUCCAGGCCAUGGGCCGCAUUUUCCUCGGAAUUUGCCAGGUCGGUGCUUGGGGCUGUUUCGACGAGUUUAAUCGUCUCGAGGAAAGGAUCUUGUCGGCCGUCUCGCAGCAGAUUCAAAACAUUCAGCUUGGCCUCAAGCAGGGCGCAGAGGAGAGCACGUCCCAGAUUGAGCUGGUUGGCCGCCAGCUGAGCGUGAACGAGAACACCGGCAUCUUCAUCACCAUGAAUCCGGGCUAUGCCGGCCGCUCCAACCUGCCCGAUAACCUGAAGAAGCUCUUCCGAAGCGUGGCCAUGUCGAAGCCUGACAAAGAGCUCAUUGCCGAAGUCAUGCUCUACUCGCAGGGGUUCAACCAAGCAAAAGAGCUCUCCAAGCAAACGGUCCCCUUCUUUGACCAGUGCUCCAGCGAGCUCUCCAAGCAGGCACACUACGACUUCGGUCUCCGGGCCUUAAAAAGCGUCUUGGUCAGCUCGGGGGGUCUCAAGCGUGCUCGCCUUACCGAUGGGAACCUAGGUGGCGCCGAAGAGGUCGUUGAACCUGAAAUCAUUGUGCAGAGCAUCCGGGAGACUAUCGCUCCCAAGCUGAUCAAGUCGGAUGUCGAGAUCAUGACGACCAUUGAGGGGCAGUGCUUCCCCGGCGUUCGAUACGUGCCGGCAAACCUUCAAGCACUGGAGGAGGCCAUCCGCGGCCUCGCCGCCGAGCGCCACCUAGUUGUCACCGACACCUGGAUGACCAAGGUCCUGCAGCUGUACCAGAUCCAGAAUAUUCACCACGGUGUGAUGAUGGUGGGAAACUCGGGCAGCGGCAAGUCUGCCGCCUGGAGACUUUUGCUCGACGCGCUGCAAAAGGUCGAGGCCAUCGAGGGCGUAUCCCAUGUGAUUGACUCCAAAGUCAUGUCCAAGGAGGCCUUCAUUCUUCGGAAGAUUGUCGACAACCUCCGCGGCGAAGACUCGAAGAGGCAUUGGAUCGUCUUCGAUGGCGACGUUGAUCCCGAAUGGGUGGAGAACUUGAACAGCGUGCUUGAUGACAAUAAGCUGCUGACGCUUCCCAACGGCGAGCGUCUCAACCUGCCAGCCAAUGUCCGGAUCAUGUUUGAGGUCGAGACGCUAAACGAGGACACCGUCACGCCGAGCAUGAUGGUCGCCAACUACCUCGAGACCCUGAGCAAGGUUCCCUUUGAGGACUUGGACGAAGACAGCGUUGCGACGGGACAAACUCCAGCCAAGAUCCUGGCCGUCCAGGACCAAGUUGCCGAGCUGCUGAAAGUGUACUUGACUUCGGAUGACUUCAUCUUCCAGGCCUUGGAACGUGCCCAACGCUACAACCACAUCAUGGAGUUUACCAUCGCCCGUGUCCUGACGACGCUCUUUUCGCUGCUGAACAAGGCCGUUCGAGACGUCAUCGAGUACAACGGCCAGCACUCUGACUUCCCCUUGGAUCCCGACCAAGUUGAGGCCUUUGUGCCCAAGAAGCUUUUGCUCGCUCUGGUCUGGGCACUCACCGGAGAUUGUCCUCUGACGGAUCGCAAGGCUUUUGGGGAUGACAUAUGCGCCCUUGCCAGCUUCGGAUCCCCCCCCUUGGAUGGCGUCAGCUCGCUGAUUGACUUUGACGUGAGCCUGCCCAAGGCCGAAUGGACUCCUUGGCAAAACCAGGUGCCGAGCAUCGAGGUCAACACCCACUCCAUCAUCCAGACGGACGUGGUCAUUCCCACACUAGACACUGUUCGUCACGAAGAUGUGCUGUACUCGUGGCUGGCCGAGCACAAGCCACUCCUACUUUGCGGUCCGCCAGGUUCGGGUAAAACAAUGACACUGUUUAGCGCUCUCCGUAAGCUCCCGAACAUGGAGGUCGUGGGCCUCAACUUUUCCAGCGCGACCACGCCAGACCUCCUGAUCAAGACGUUUGAGCAGUACUGUGAGUACAAAAAGACGCUCAACGGUGUCAUGCUGUCGCCCACGCAGAUUGGCCGCUGGCUCGUCGUCUUUUGUGAUGAAAUCAACCUGCCGGCUCCUGAUCACUAUGGAACACAGCGGGCCAUUUCCUUUUUGCGGCAGCUCGUCGAGCACAAUGGAUUCUGGCGCACAUCUGACAAGUCGUGGGUUACUCUGGACCGCAUCCAGUUCGUCGGGGCUUGCAACCCGCCCACGGAUUCCGGACGCACGCCCUUGGGCGCGAGAUUUCUCCGCCACGCGCCUCUCGUCAUGGUUGACUAUCCCGGAGAGCUGUCCCUCAAGCAGAUAUAUGGCACGUUUAAUUCGGCGGUUCUCAAGAUCAUUCCAUCCCUCCGUGGCUACGCCGAGCCGCUCACAAACGCAAUGGUUCAGUUCUAUCUCGAGUCGCAGCAAAGGUUUACCCCCAAGAUUCAGCCUCACUACGUCUACAGUCCUCGCGAGCUUACCCGCUGGGUCCGGGGCCUGUAUGAAGCGAUCAAGCCACUCGAGGCUCUGUCCGUCGAGGGCCUGAUCCGCAUUUGGGCCCACGAGGCCCUACGACUUUUCCAGGAUCGUCUGGUUGCCGAGGAGGAGCGGACAUGGACCGACGAGGCAGUGCGGCGAAUCGCCUUGGAGUUCUUCCCCACCAUUGACGAGGAGAAGGCUCUGGGAGGCCCCAUCCUUUUCUCGAACUGGCUGUCCAAGAAUUACGUCCCUGUCGACCGUGAGCAGUUGAGAGAAUUCGUCAAGGCCAGACUCAAAACGUUCUGUGAAGAGGAGGUGGACGUGCCUCUGAUUCUCUUUAACGAUGUCCUGGAGCACGUGCUCCGCAUUGACCGUGUCUUCAGACAGCCCCAGGGCCAUCUGAUCCUGAUUGGUGUCAGUGGCAGCGGCAAGACGACGCUUUCUCGAUUCGUUGCUUGGAUGAACGGCCUCAAGGUGUUCCAGAUCAAGGUCCACGGCAAGUACUCGGGCGAAGACUUUGACGAGGACCUGCGCGACGUUCUCCGUCGCUGCGGCUGCAAGGGAGAGAAGAUUUGCUUCAUCAUGGACGAGGCCAACGUCCUCGACUCUGGCUUCCUGGAGCGCAUGAACACGCUGCUCGCCAACGCCGAGGUGCCCGGCCUUUUUGAGGGCGACGACUAUGCUGCCCUGAUGACUGCCUGCAAAGAGGGCGCGCAACGGCAAAACCUGCAUCUUGACUCCCCGGAGGAGCUGUACAAGUGGUUCACACAACAGAUUGUCAAUAACCUCCACGUUGUAUUCACCAUGAACCCACCGGAGGGCGGGUUGUCUUCCAAGGCCGCCACUAGCCCGGCCUUGUUCAACCGAUGCGUGCUGAAUUGGUUCGGCGACUGGUCGGACCAGGCCUUGUUCCAAGUCGGACACGAACUCACCUACUCCGUCGACCUGGACCGAAGCAGCUUUGCGGCACCCGACACGAUCCCUGUCGCCUAUCGCGGCCUCAACCUGCCGCCGACGCACCGCGAGGCCGUCAUCAACUCGAUGGUGUACAUCCACUACUCGCUCCAGCGUUACAACGAGAAGCUGUACAGGCAGCAGAAAAAAGUGACUUUCCUGACGCCCCGCCACUUCUUGGACUUUGUGGGGCAGUACGUCAAGCUGUACAAUGAGAAGCGCGAAGAUCUCGAGGAGCAACAGCGACACUUGAACGUUGGUCUCGAGAAACUGAGGGACACAGUGGACAAGGUCCGCGACCUUCGAGCCAGCCUUGCAGAGAAGAAGACGCAGCUCGAGCAAAAAGACAACGAGGCGAACGAGAAGCUCAAGCGUAUGGUGGCCGACCAGAGAGAGGCGGAGCAGAGAAAGAACACGUCCUUGGAGAUUCAGGCGGCGCUGGAGAAGCAGGAAGCCGAGGUGGCGAUGCGGAGGAAUGUGGUGCUGGAGGACCUCGACAAGGCGGAGCCGGCCGUCGAAGAGGCCAAGGCCAGCGUCAGCAACAUCAAACGACAGCACCUGACCGAAGUUCGGUCCAUGGGCAACCCGCCGCAGGGCGUGAGGCUGGCGCUCGACGCGGUCUGCACCUUGCUCGGCCACAGGAUAAACGACUGGAAAGCGGUCCAGGCCGUCGUCCGCAGGGAUGACUUUAUUGCCAGCAUCAUCAUGUUCGACAAUGCCAAGCAAAUGACGCGGGCACUGAGGAUCAAGAUGCGCAACGAGUUCCUGUCAAACCCCGAGUUCACGUUUGAAAAGGUCAACAGGGCCUCCAAGGCCUGCGGGCCCCUCGUGCAAUGGGUGGCUGCCCAGGUCAACUACUCGGACAUACUCGACCGCGUUGGCCCGCUCAAAGAGGAAGUGACGCAGCUCGAGGAGCAGGCGCUCCAGACCAAGGCCGAGGCUAAGGCCGUGGAGAACAACAUUGCAGAGCUCGAGUCCAGCAUCGACACGUACAAGACCGAAUACGCCGCACUCGUCAGCGAGACGCAGGCGAUCAAGGCCGAGAUGUCCAAGGUCCAGUUCAAGGUCGACCGCAGCGUACGCCUGCUCGACAGCCUGUCGUCGGAAAGAACGCGCUGGGAGGAGGGAAGCAAGUCGUUUGAGACGCAGAUUAGUACGCUCGUGGGUGAUGUUCUUGUUGCCGCUGCUUUUUUGGCGUACAGCGGUCUCUACGAUCAGACCUUUCGAAAGUCCAUGAUGGACGACUGGUGCCAUCAGCUCCACCUCUCCGGCAUCCAGUACAAGUCCCCGAACCCGGUUACCGAGUAUCUGUCGAGCGCGGACGAACGGCUCAGCUGGCAAGAAAACACGCUGCCAGUGGACGACCUGUGCACCGAAAACGCCAUCGUUCUCAAGCGCUUCAACCGCUACCCGCUCAUCAUCGACCCGUCCGGGCGAGUGACGGAGUUCUUGCAGAAGGAGUGCAAAGACCGCCGACUCACGGUCACAAGCUUCUUGGAUGACAACUUUACCAAGCAACUCGAGAGCUCGUUGCGGUUCGGCAACCCGAUUCUCAUCCAAGACGCUGAGCACCUGGAUCCAAUCCUCAACCACGUCUUGAACAAGGAGUAUCAGCGAACCGGCGGCCGCGUCCUGAUCCAACUGGGCAAGCAGGAAAUUGACUUUUCACCGUCGUUCAAGCUCUACCUGUCCACGCGGGACCCGUCUGCGCAGUUUGCGCCGGACAUUUGCAGCCGAACGACAUUUGUCAACUUUACAGUCACCAAGAGCAGUCUUCAGACGCAGUCGCUCAACGACGUGCUCAAGUCGGAGCGUCCCGACGUCGACGAACGCCGGACCAACCUCAUCAAGCUCCAGGGCGAGUUCAAGGUUCACCUGCGUCAGCUGGAGAAGCAGCUCCUGCUGGCUCUCAACGAGUCCCGAGGCAACAUUCUCGACGACGACAACGUGAUUGAGACGCUCGAGACGCUCAAGACAGAGGCGGCCGAGAUCUCGGCGAAGAUGAGCAACACGGAGGGCGUCAUGGCCGAGGUGGAGGAAAUCACCCGGCAGUACGGCGUCAUUGCCAACUCGUGCAGCGCCGUCUUUGCCGUGCUGGAUCAGUUGCACUUCCUCAACCACUUCUAUCAGUUCUCGCUGCAGUACUUUCUCGAUAUCUUUCAAUCGGUGCUGCACGGGAACAAGAACCUGGCCAGCGAGACCAAUCACAACGUGCGCCGGGACAUAAUCGUCAAGGACCUCUUUGCCAACACGUUUAAGCGGACGGCCCUCGGUUUGCUGCAAAAGGACCGAAUCACGCUGGCAAUGCUCCUCGCGCAGGCGUCGCCGUACAAGAUGGACAAGUCCCUGAUUGACGUCGUGCUCGAUACCCGAGUCGAGGGCAGGGACUUGUCGUCGGAUCCCGACGCCAAGGACGAGGCCUUUGCCCAGGCCAGGAAGAUUGGCAUACUCAAGGAGAAGCUUGACGACGUGCCGGCGAGCGAGUGGGACAAGUUCCUGACGGAAGAGCUGGCCGAGGCCAGCGUCCCCAGGGUCUGGGACGAUAGCACCGGGCUAAUUGACGAGGCGCUCGUGUCUCUACUCCUGGUCAAGUUGUUCCGCAUCGACCGGUUCGUGCCCGCGGCGGAGCGAUUCGUCAGUCGAGUGUUUGGCGGGGAGAUGUUUGAAUACGUCGAGGACCUAAAGGAGACGGUCAGCCAGGUCUCGGCGACGCUGCCCAUCGCGCUCGUAUCCAGCCCGGGCUUUGACGCCAGCUACAAGGUCGACAGCCUGGUAGAGAGAAUGGGUGUCAGAUGCACAAACAUUGCCAUGGGGUCCAAUGAGGGCCUGGCGAGCGCCGACAAGGCCAUCAGCAACGCGGCGCAGACGGGCUCGUGGGUCCUGGUCAAGAACGUCCACCUGGCGCCGACCUGGCUCCAGAGCCUGGAGAAGCGCAUGGAGGCACUCAGCCCGCAAGCAGAUUUCCGCCUGUUCCUGUCCAUGGAGUCGAGCCCCAAGAUCCCGGUCAACCUGAUCCGGGCAUCCCGCGUCCUCAUUUACGAGCAGCCAGCGGGCGUGAGGGCCAACAUGAAGGACUCGAUGUCGUCGCUGUCGACGCGGGCGGCGAAGAGUCCUGUGGAGAGGGCGAGGCUGUACCUGCUCAUCUCGUUCCUGCAUGCUGUGGCCCAGGAGCGGCUGCGGUACGCGCCCAGGCUGGGGUGGAAGGGCUUCUGGGAGUUCAAUGACAGCGACUACGAAUGCUCGGCGUUUAUUGUCGACACGUGGCUGGAAAGCGUGGCGGGUAACCGAACCAACAUUGCGCCGCAGAACAUUCCGUGGGACAUGAUACGCUACCUGGUGACGGAGACGUACGGCGGCAAGAUUGACGACGAGGGCGACUUCAGGCUCCUCGGGCAGCUGGUGACGUCGCUGCUGACGCCGGCGGCCUACGAAGUGGACCACAAGCUCGUCGACGGGCCGGAGGGCGGACUGCUGGUCCCGUCGGGAACCAGCCUGCAAGAGUUUACGGCGUGGAUCCACCAGCUGCCGGAGCGGGAGCCGCCGACGUACCUGGGGCUGCCGGCCAACGCGGAGAAGCUGUUGCUGGUUGGGCUGGGGCGUAGCCUGAUUGAGGACCUGGGCAGGGUGACGGAGCUGCUCGACCAAGGAGAGCAGCUGGUGACGGAGUCGUGA
Molecule: messenger RNA, 12894 nt
Organism: Hirsutella rhossiliensis
Lineage: Eukaryota; Fungi; Ascomycota; Sordariomycetes; Hypocreales; Ophiocordycipitaceae
Product: dynein heavy chain and dynein motor domain-containing protein
Exons: 6
Coding region: 1-12894 (4297 amino acids)
Biological process (GO): microtubule-based movement
Cellular component (GO): dynein complex
Molecular function (GO): minus-end-directed microtubule motor activity; ATP binding; dynein light intermediate chain binding
Source: RefSeq, a predicted model, not a curated record